This is a messenger RNA of Hibiscus syriacus, 1519 nucleotides long. Its product is annotated as probable indole-3-pyruvate monooxygenase YUCCA8. The transcript has 2 exons. Gene Ontology annotation, molecular function: NADP binding; flavin adenine dinucleotide binding; N,N-dimethylaniline monooxygenase activity. The coding region runs from base 77 to 1345 and encodes 422 amino acids. Gene Ontology annotation, biological process: auxin biosynthetic process. Lineage: Eukaryota; Viridiplantae; Streptophyta; Magnoliopsida; Malvales; Malvaceae. The record is from RefSeq and is a predicted model, not a curated record.
UCAAACUCCAGUUUGUGUUCAUCAAAAUUCAAAAACAAACACCAAACCAAGAAAUUUCAGAGUUCUUUUUUCGACAAUGGAUCAGAGCUUGUUUCGCGAUCUUCUUGACCAGGAUCAAGAUAUGUCUGAACGUAAAUGGACUUUGGUCAAUGGUCCGGUUAUAGUUGGUGCUGGACCAUCGGGGCUAGCCACUGCUGCUUGCCUAAGAGAGCAAGGGGUGCCCUUUGUUGUGCUUGAACGAGCUGAAUGCAUAGCUUCUUUGUGGCAAAAACGCACCUACGACAGGCUUAAGCUUCAUCUUCCAAAACAAUUCUGUCAACUCCCUAAACUACCUUUCCCUGAGGAUUUCCCCGAGUACCCCACAAAGAAGCAGUUCGUUGAAUACCUUGAAUCAUAUGCUAAGCAUUUUGAUAUCAACCCAAAGUUCAACGAGUGUGUGCAGUCAGCUAGUUACGAUGAAACCAGUGGUUUCUGGAGGGUCAAGACCGUGUCGAACAAGGCCGAGUUCGAGUACAUUUGCCGCUGGCUGGUGGUGGCCACCGGAGAAAACGCCGAGUGCGUCGUGCCGGAUAUCGAAGGACUGACUGAGUUUGGUGGUGAAGUUAUCCAUGCUUGUGAAUACAAGUCCGGGGAAAAAUUCGAGGGACAAAAAGUACUCGUCGUCGGCUGUGGCAACUCCGGCAUGGAACUUUCUCUUGAUCUUUGUAACCACAAUGCUUCACCAUCAAUGGUGGUUCGCAGCUCGGUUCAUGUAUUGCCAAGAGAAGUUUUCGGGAAAUCGACAUUCGAAAUAGCUGUUUCAAUGAUGAAAUGGCUGCCCCUUUGGCUCGUUGACAAGGUGAUGUUGAUUUUAGCUUAUUUGGUGCUUGGAAACGUUGAGAAAUGCGGGUUUAAACGGCCAUCAAUGGGUCCAUUGGAGCUCAAGAACACAAAAGGGAAGACCCCUGUAUUGGACAUUGGUGCAUUGGAGAAAAUCAAAUCAGGUGACAUCAAAGUUGUUCCCGGAAUCAAGCGUUUCUCGUAUAAACAAGUCGAGCUCGUUAACGGCGAGAGGCUCGACAUCGACUCGGUGGUAUUGGCAACCGGAUACCGCAGCAAUGUUCCUUCAUGGCUGCUGGAAGGUGAAUUCUUUUGCAAGAAUGGGUUCCCAAAGGCUCCAUUCCCACAUGGGUGGAAAGGGAAUGGUGGAUUAUAUGCAGUUGGGUUCACAAGGAGAGGGCUCUCUGGUGCUGCCUCAGAUGCCAUUAGGAUUGCACAAUAUAUUGGAAAGCUAUGGAAGGAUGAAACUAAGCAACACAAAAAGCUUGCCAUUGCUUGCCAGAGAAGAUGCAUUUCACAGUUCUAAAAUCUUAAUCCUCAGUGCCAAAAAAAAAGGUGAAAAUAUUGUAAAACACCCAAAACAAAACAGGUAGCACAGGCUGACAGAGCCCCUCCAAAGGCCCAAGUUUUGAUUCCUUUGGGCAUUUUGUACACUGAGGAUGAUGAGGCUUUCCAAUUUUCUUUUCUUUUUCUUUUUGUA